CCUCCGUUGGUAGGGUUUUGUCUUUGCUUCAAACUCCCACACACUUUCUGUGCGCAAAAUGCCGUCUCUGCAACUGGGCAGAGUUCUUCGUUACUGUCUAUUAUCCUCUUCUUCUUCUUCAUCAUGGCUUAUUCGACCCAAUACUUUUUCUUCUCGUCUUGCCACUACCUACUUUCCUAAAUUUCAGUUUCUCUCCAGACCUUUCUCCUCUCAAGAACCACAAUCUCAAGACCCUGAUCCGGUAGCUCUCUCUAUCUCCACCGAGCUUCUCCAGAGUUCCAACACAGACACUCUCUCUGUCUCGGAAAGGCUUCACCUUAAUUUCUCUCAUAUCACUCCCACAUCUUCCCUGAUACUUCAAACACUCAAUCUCUCCCCAGAUGCUGGACGGACGGUUCUUGGUUUUCACCAUUGGCUGGUAUCGAGCGCCGAUUUCAAACACACCGACGAUACCCUCUCCUUCUUUAUCGAUUACUUUGGACGCCGAAAGGAUUUUAAGGCGACCGAUGAGAUUCUUGCGGCCGGUAAAGGUGUUGCAGGGGACAGAACGCUUGAAUCGGUUAUUGACCGCCUUGUGCGUGCUGGGAGGCCCACACAGGUUGUUGGGUUUUUUGAGCGGAUGGAGAGGGAAUAUGGGUUUAAGCGUGACAAAAACUCUCUGAAAAUGGUUGUGGAGAAAUUAUGUGAAAAUGGGUAUGCGAAUUAUGCUGAGAAAAUGGUCAAGAACUUGGCAAAUGAGAUAUUUCCGGAUGAGGUUAUAUGUGAUCUGUUGAUCAAAGGUUGCUGUGUUGAUGGGAAGCUUGAGGAGGCCAAGAGAUUGGCAGGAGAGAUGUAUAGAGGAGGGUUUGAGAUUGGGAUAAUGUCUUAUAAUGCCAUUUUGGAUUGUGUUUGUAAGCUUUGUAGACAGAAAGACCCCUUUCGGCUUCAAUCCGAGGCUGAGAAGGUAUUGGUGGAUAUGGAGACUGAUGGGGUUCCGAGGAAUGUGGAGACCUUUAAUGUAUUGAUUAGUAACUUGUGCAAGCUUAGGAAGACAGAGGAUGCAAUGAACUUGUUUUAUAGAAUGGGGGAGUGGGGAUGUCAUCCUAAUGAGACAACAUUUCUUGUUUUGAUUAGGAGCUUGUAUCAGGCAGCAAGGGUGGCUGAGGGGGAUGAAAUGAUUGAUAGGAUGAAGUCUGCAGGCUAUGGAGAAAAGCUCGAUAAGAAGGCAUAUUAUGGAUUCUUGAAGAUCUUGUGUGGGAUUGAGAGGCUUGAGCAUGCUAUGACUGUUUUUAAGAAGAUGAAAGAUGAUGGGUGUGAAGCAGGGAUCAAGACAUACGAUUUGUUGAUGGGCAAGUGGUGUUCCCUUAAGAGAAUCGAUAAAGCCAAUGCAUUGUUUAAUGAAGCAUUGAAGAAUGGAGUUCCGGUGACACCUAAAGAGUACAGGGUGGACCCGAGGUUCCUGAAGAAACCAAAGGCUGAUGAGAAGAAAGAGAAGAAACGGGAAACGUUGCCUGAGAAAAUGGCUAGGAAAAGGAGACGUCUUAAGCAAAUUCGGCUUAGUUUUGUGAAGAAACCACAAAAAAGAAGAGCCAUUUGAUCACAUCAGAAUUUUUUUUUACUUCAAGUCAGAUCCAUUGUGGUUUGCAAGGGUAUGCCAAUCAUCAUGGAAGUAAUCUUUUUUCAACUUCAGUAGUUUGCCUUUGAUGUUGAAUGUUGUUUGUUUUUCAUGAUUUAGUUGCAUUAUAGGCUGCAAUAAAAAGAUAAUUGUUUCUGGCCAAGCUAGAUUGUUUUGCUCACCUUUUAUGCCUCGGAUAAUAUGAGCUAUCUUUCUAGCAAGCAAGUUACUGGGGAUUUGUCAUUUGGUUCUGCGUCUGAUCUAAUGGAAGAAUUGGCUACUAGACAAAUCACCUUGAAGCUUUUAACCUAUUUCCAAUGGUGGUGCAUUAGAUCUAUGGAAAAAUUGGCCUGUAGAUGCACCUUAUUACUAUAUGCAAUAGAAACAUGUAAUAUGCUAUGAGAACUCAAAGUCCUGUAUUCAACUA
Molecule: messenger RNA, 2021 nt
Organism: Tripterygium wilfordii
Lineage: Eukaryota; Viridiplantae; Streptophyta; Magnoliopsida; Celastrales; Celastraceae
Product: pentatricopeptide repeat-containing protein PNM1, mitochondrial-like
Exons: 1
Coding region: 59-1576 (505 amino acids)
Molecular function (GO): protein binding
Source: RefSeq, a predicted model, not a curated record